AUGUUAUCUGCUAAUACUUCGCAUUCACGUAAUAUUAAUAAUAAUCCAGACGAUCCAGACGAUCCCGAUCCAGACGAUCCAGACGAUCCCGAUCCAGACGAUCCAGACGAUCCAGACGAUCCAGACGAUCCAGACGAUCCAGACGAUCCCAACGAUCCCAACGAUCCCGAUCCAGACGAUCCAGACGAUCCUGAUCCAGACGAUCCAGACGAUCCAGACGAUCCCGUUCCAGACGAUCCCGAUCCAGACGAUCCAGACGAUCCCAAAGAUCCCGACCCCACAUUUCCAGACCCCACCGAUCCCACCGAUCCCACCGAUCCCACCGAUCCCACCGAUCCCAUCGAUCCCACCGAUCCCAGGGAUCGUAUACCUGUUAAUACUUGUACAAAUUGA
Eimeria maxima is the source of this 393-nucleotide messenger RNA. RefSeq lists its product as hypothetical. NCBI's taxonomy places the organism in Eukaryota, Apicomplexa, Conoidasida, Eucoccidiorida, Eimeriidae. The coding region runs from base 1 to 393 and encodes 130 amino acids. The record is from RefSeq and is a predicted model, not a curated record. The transcript has a single exon.